UAGAUAAUAUGCAAGACAUUUCAUUUCUUUAAAACUCCUGCAAGACAAGAACUUUAUAUCAUUAGAUUGUGUUUAUUUUUAUUUUCUAUUACAAACAGGAGAGACAAACGCGGUCAGAGUAAUCACAGUCGACAGUUUGAAAUAAUCGGUUUAACAUAUCGUAACGAUAUGGGUACAUUUACUGAACUUCCGAUGUUGUGCGUGGAAGAGGAAAUUAUUGCUAAAACAUCACGAAAUGUGUUUAUCGAUUAUGAUGGAGUGAAGAAUUUAGCCAGGGAGGUAAUACGUUUUAUGUUAUGGAAUUACAAUCAUGACAUGCUUUCUAAAGUGGGAAAUAAUUAUUUACGGCAUUUACUUCGUUUUUAUCCUGAUAAUGACGACUAUAGAUGUGCGGAUUGGCUAUUCGUAUUAAAUACAUUGAACUUUUCACUCUUUCUUCCAAAGUCUGUUAAACAGUGGACAGUUAAUGGAUUUACAGGAUACUGGGCAUUGUGCUCGGCUAUGAGAAGAGCAAUUAUCGAUGAAGGAAAGCCUUUAUGGAAUCCUGAUUAUUACAUGAAUAUAAGCGUAAGUGACAUGGAACAAAUUUUCCGAGGUGACGAUGGCUCUUGUAUUCCUUUUAUGACAGACAGACUUAGGAUUUUGCAUGACAUCGGAAAAAUUUUAGUGAACAAAUAUAACGGUAGGUUUGCAUACUGUAUUGUAAUGUGUAAUUAUAAUGUAAUGCUCUUGAUGCUCCUGCUUACGAGUGAAUUUCAAUGUUACCGAGACGAGGGAAUUUAUAAUAGAAAGAAAGUUUGCUUACUUACGAAGGCUAAGAUACUGAUAAAUGAGCUGUCUUGUUUCUUUCCAAUUAAUAUGACAUUACGUUCCAAAGUGUCUACGUUGUUUAUCGAUUAUCGUGCUCCUCAAGUUCUCGUUCACUUUAAAGCACUUCGCUAUAGCGAAGCUCUCAAAAAGAGAUUCGAGAAAAAUAAUCAACCAAUAUCUCAAGGAAGUCCAGAAGAUCUGGAAUUACGCAGUUGUUCGAUUGUAACAAUUCGAAUGGUACGCGAAGAGGUGGAAAAGAUGUUUGAGUCUGUCGCGGAAGAUAUACCCAACUUGAAGGCAAUAUCACAUAGCAUUUCAAUAUUGGUUGAUAAUUUCGUGUUUCAUUAUCGACACGAAUGGAACAAAGAAUUGAUGGAUAACGUACCGCUUCAUAAUAUCAUAACUGUACAUUAUUAGAACUACAUUAUUAGAACUCCUCAGUAAAAAGUUUUCCAUAUAUAUUUAGAAAUAUAAUAAGAUAUAAUUAUAUAUAAGACGUUGCGUAUUAUAAAAUAUGUCCUUAUAUAAAAAUGUAUAGUUAUAUAUGAAGUGGUAGUACACAUUUAUAUGUGAUUAUAUAUAAAUAUAU
Pogonomyrmex barbatus (red harvester ant) is the source of this 1399-nucleotide messenger RNA. RefSeq names its product queuosine 5'-phosphate N-glycosylase/hydrolase-like. The record is from RefSeq and is a predicted model, not a curated record. Lineage: Eukaryota; Metazoa; Arthropoda; Insecta; Hymenoptera; Formicidae.